AUGUCAUCUGGGGAACAAUCUGUGCCGUCAUCUCCUCCCAUUGUGUAUCCCACCAUCUCGAUGGCGGAAGUAAAUGAGGGCUCGGAAAACACAAACUUCGCCACUUUCGACUUCGACGCCAGCGACAUUGAAUUAACCCAUAACGAGACAGAGGCGCUUCGUCACAUCGGAAAUAUCACUAGUCGCGACUACCUCGCCACUGGCUUUAUGCCGGCACUUUCUGGGACUAGCCUUAACACAGAGGCACGUAUUGAAGAGCAAUCUGUUGUCUCAUAUAGAGUGGCUGGGGGAGAUAUUUCGGAUCGUUAG
Fusarium odoratissimum NRRL 54006 is the source of this 309-nucleotide messenger RNA. RefSeq lists its product as uncharacterized. The transcript has a single exon. The record is from RefSeq and is a predicted model, not a curated record. The coding region runs from base 1 to 309 and encodes 102 amino acids. NCBI's taxonomy places the organism in Eukaryota, Fungi, Ascomycota, Sordariomycetes, Hypocreales, Nectriaceae.